AUUAACAAAUUAACCAGCGUAAAACACGAAAAAUUGACUAGCGAAGCUAGCCUCUAAGGGUUUCUUCAUUGUCGUUAUCUUCUUCAUCAAUUCACACUAACUACCGCAAAAACACAAUCCAUCAUCGCCGAACCCUAAAACGCCACCGUUUUAACGGAAAUUCCUUUACAAUAUAGAGUGUUCCUCUAGCUUCUGAGGUUCACUGGUCACACACCAUGGUUCUCUCACUCGCGAGACUCACCAUUCUCCUUGGUGCAGGUGUUGUUGGUUCAGUUAUGGCUAAAGAAGGUCGAUUGCCGGAUUUUUCUGGGAUUGUAUCUAGUGGUUUCAAGGUUGUUUUUAAGCAACUUCAAAGCAAUGAUUCUACUUCAACUGUUCCAAAGCCACAUAAUGAUAAUUUGCUUGCUCAGGUUAAUAACCUCCGGGAUGAAAUAAAAGAUUUGGUUAGAGAUGGCGGAAUCACUAUUUUAAAUGGAAGUGGAACAGACGGAAGAAAAUAUGUAACAGUGGUCAUUAUUGGGGUAGGAUGUGGAUGCCUUUGGUGGAAGGGAUGGUUUCCAGAUCUGAGGUUUGCAACAAGGCGUAGUUUAAAUGAUGCUUGUACAGACAUAGGUAAUCAGCUAGGGAAGGUUUAUGGAUCAAUUGAGGAAGCCAAGACGAAGUUGUCUGCAAAAGUAACUGGUGCAGAAAAAAUCAUAGAUGCUAUUGCAGUCGAUGCAGUAAACACCCAAGCAGAUAUCGAUGCAAUACAAAGCAAAACAAAAUUAAUAGAUGUAGAUCUCAAAGGUUUUCGGCCUAUAAUUGAACUACUUCAAGAUAAAAUCAAUGAAAUAGAAGAGAAACAGAAUGACACAAAUAAUAAGGUGGGGGGAGUGCGUCGAUUUAUCGAGAUUUUGGAGACAGGCACGCCUCCUCAGAAUAUUCAGGGACCUUCAUCCAUGCCAGCCAUUGAGGAGCUACCACCAGUUUCACCAUCUUCCAAGGCUGUGCAGUCAGGUCCUUCCAGGCUAUAUCUUGAGCAGCCUUCUAUUACACCAAUAUCAAGGGCUGAAUCUGUGCCUCCAACUAGGUCAGCUGAUCCACCGUCUCCUUCAAACACUGUUGAAUCUGUUCAGGAGAUUAGUCCAGUGUUUGAGAGAACUUCUUCCUUUAGUCGUGUGAAUUCAACGAGAACUCCUACUACAGGAAACGUGAACAAUGGAUCUAGUUCUGGUGGCUUUUUUGGGAUGAAUUUGUCAAGCAUGUAUGCGCCGUUGCUGAGAACUCGUAGUGCGACCAAUGCGAUAAUACAAGAAACUCGUCCAAGUAGUUGAUAACAGUACCAGACCUAUUUUUUUUUCGUUGGUUUCCAUUAAAUUAUAGAUGAUUGGAUAUUUUUGGGCGGAUGGUGUCACCGAUAAGCGGUGUCUGUUAAGAGAUUGUAUGCACCAUUCGUUACAACUAUGCCAAAGCCAGUCUUAUUAGAGAAACGACUGAGCAGUGAAUUUUGCAGAGAUGCUGUGUUUCUCGGUUUUCUUAGGUUAUUACUAAAAUAAGAGUUUCUCCGAUAUUUAAAUAUUGGGAAGGCAAGAAUAGUUUAAUUGUUUGAACACUUUAGUCUCCAUAUUAUUAUUUUUAGAAUGAAACACAAAAACUUGUUAAGAAUUUUACAUGUUUGAUGUUUUGGCGUUGA
Molecule: messenger RNA, 1672 nt
Organism: Trifolium pratense (red clover)
Lineage: Eukaryota; Viridiplantae; Streptophyta; Magnoliopsida; Fabales; Fabaceae
Exons: 14
Coding region: 216-1313 (365 amino acids)
Source: RefSeq, a predicted model, not a curated record